Oryza brachyantha (malo sina) is the source of this 1734-nucleotide messenger RNA. Its product is annotated as UDP-glycosyltransferase 73D1-like. Bases 66 to 1535 code for a protein of 489 amino acids. Gene Ontology annotation, molecular function: UDP-glycosyltransferase activity. The transcript has a single exon. Lineage: Eukaryota; Viridiplantae; Streptophyta; Magnoliopsida; Poales; Poaceae. The record is from RefSeq and is a predicted model, not a curated record.
GUCCAUACUUGUACCUGCCUGCCGAUUGCAAGUCUGCAACAAGCGAAUCCCGCAGAGAAUUGGAAAUGGAGAGCGCCCUGAGCCCGGAGCCUCACUUCGUGGUCAUCCCAUGGCUGGCCACCAGCCACAUGAUACCCAUCGUGGACAUCGCCUGCUUCCUCGCGGCGCACGGCGCGGCGGUCACCGUCGUCACGACGCCGGCCAACGCGCAGCUCGUCCAGAGCCGCGUGGACAGUGCCGGCGACCAGGGCACUUCUAGGAUCACGGUCACCACGAUCCCGUUCCCGGCCGCCGAGGCCGGGCUACCGGAGGGGUGCGAGAGGGUGGACCACCUCCCCUCGCCGGACAUGGUGCCAAGCUUCUUCGACGCCGCCAUGCAGUUCGGCGACGCGGUGGCACAGCACUGCCGCCUCAUGAGCCCGCGCCGACCGAGCUGCCUCGUCGCCGGGAUAUCUCACUCGUGGGCGCACGUCCUGGCGCGCGAGCUCGGCGCGCCGUGCUUCAUCUUCCACGGUUUCUGCGCGUUCUCCCUGCUCUGCUGCGAGUACCUCAACACGCACAAGCCGCACGACGCGGUCUCCUCGCCGGACGAGCUCUUCGACGUCCCUAUCCUGCCGCCAUUCCGGUGCAGGCUCACGAGGCGUCAGCUGCCGCUGCAGUUCCUGCCGUCCUGUCCCGUGGAGGAUAGGAUGAGAGAAUUCCGGGAGUUCGAGCUGGCCGUCGACGGCAUCUUGGUGAAUAGCUUUGAAGAGCUCGAGCGUGACUCCGCCACCCGCCUCGCCGCGGUCACCGGCAAGAAGGUGUUCGCUGUCGGCCCCGUCUCGCUGUCACGCUCACCUACCGUCGACGACCCGCGCGCCUCCUCGGAUGACGCGAAGCGGUGCAUGGCGUGGCUGGACGCCAAGAAGGGCAGGUCCGUGUUGUACGUGAGCUUCGGCAGCGCCGGGCGGAUGCCUCCCGCGCAGCUCAUGCAGCUCGGCAUGGCGCUCGUGUCGUGCCCAUGGCCUGUCCUCUGGAUCAUCAAGGGUGCCGGCUCGCUGCCCGACGACGUCAAGGAGUGGCUGCGGGAGAACACAGACGCCGACGGCGUCGCUGACAGCCAGUGCCUCGCGGUGCGUGGGUGGGCACCGCAGGUGGCCAUCCUGUCCCACGGGGCCGUCGGCGGCUUCGUGACGCACUGCGGGUGGGGCUCCACGCUGGAGAGCAUCGCCGCAGGCGUGCCCAUGGCUGCAUGGCCGUUCACCGCGGAGCAGUUCAUUAACGAGAAGCUGAUCGUGGACGUGCUUGGGAUCGGCGUGUCCAUCGGCGUGACGAAGCCCACCGGUGGCCCGCUGACCGGUGGCGGUGGCGAGGAGAAGGCUGAGGUUGGAAUGGAACAGGUGAAGAGGGCACUGAACAGCCUCAUGGACGGAGGAAUCGAAGGAGAAGAAAGGGUGAAGAAAGUUCAGGAGCUCAAAGCCAAGGCCCAUGCUGCUUUGGAGAAGGACGGGUCAUCCUACAUGAAUCUGGAGAAGUUAAUCCGGUCUGCUGUUUGAAAUUUGAUCACUGUGUGUUGGGUUUUCAUCUCAUUUCUGAAUAAUUUCUUGUGUUUGAUGAUUGAUGUACUCGAGAUAUUUGGUUUCUUGCUUGAACUGUCGUCAACUCGUCAUGAACGCAGUUCCGUGUGCAAAGAUUGGAAAAGGGAAGAUCAUUUCCCUGCUUAUAUUGAUUUCUCAUUAAUAUUUUGCAUUGUGA